This is a messenger RNA of Aphanomyces invadans, 513 nucleotides long. RefSeq lists its product as hypothetical. NCBI's taxonomy places the organism in Eukaryota, Oomycota, Saprolegniomycetes, Saprolegniales, Verrucalvaceae. The transcript has a single exon. The record is from RefSeq and is a predicted model, not a curated record. Bases 1 to 513 code for a protein of 170 amino acids.
AUGGACGAAUUUUUUGGCGGCAACAUGUGGCCAGAUUGCGGGAGUUUUCGCGGCCGCCCAGGUUUUCGCUUGACGGGUGCCAGUGGAACGUCAGGCAAAGGUGGGGUUGUCGAGCUCGUUGAAUGUGCACUAUUGGCCAUGGGUGCAUCGCCUUGCUCGAGGUGGCUGAAGCUUUCUUGCAGGGUGUGCUGCCAGUUGGACACAGGGCGAUCUUGUGACGGCGUGCUUGGGUCGUCGACGGGGUGGCCUUGCGUUGGCGCGGCAUUUGCUGUCUCCUUGGCUGGAUUUGGCACGGUCGUGGUAGUGGACGAAGCGGCUUGUCGUGGUGGUGCUGGUGACAUGUCGUUUGGAGCGACUGAUUCGUGCUCGUCGGCCAUGUGCUUCUCCUUGCUCUGUGGUCCAGUCGACGCGCCGCAUUUCGGUGCGGUGCUUAGCUUUCGCAGUGGUUUGGCUACUGUAGCUGCCGAGUGGCUCAGUGGGGCUGAGCCGAAACGAGGGGGCAGCUGUGGCUGA